AUGGAGGAUUAUGAGUUUCAGGGCUGGCUUGGCUACUCCGCCGACGCUGUUAACGGCAAAAUGCAGUGGGAUGUCUUCGAGCUGAAGAUAUUAAUAUACCUCGGCAAUAUUGAAGCUGCACCUAUGCUUUGCGCUGGCGUAACCGUUUACACCCCUCUGCGAAAUAAUGGCCGCAUGGGUAAGAUGGUCGGCAUUGUAGGAGUUGGUGGGCUUGGCCACUUCGGAAUACUCUUCGCAAGGGCCCUUGGAGCAGAGAAGGUUGUCGGUAUCUCACGCAAAGCCUCCAAGAGAGACGAAGUCCUCGCUCUCGGCGCAGAUAUGUAUAUUGCUACCGAUGGCAAGGACGAAAAAAAUUGGGCAACAGAGAAUUCCAGGACCAUCGACCUGAUUAUCAGUACUGCUUCGUCCCCAGACAUGCCCCUUACCGACUACCACAAGCUACUUUGGUAUAGAAGUGAUUUCAUUGAGGUUAACGCACCUAACAAUAGCGAUCUACCGCCUAUUAAUGCCUUUACACUUAUCAGCGGUGGCUUCAAGAUUGGCGGCAGUGCGACUGGUUCGCCGGCAGAUAUCGAGGAGAUGCUAUACUUUGUAGUAGGAAAGAAGGUUAAGCCGUGA
Messenger RNA from Fusarium vanettenii 77-13-4, 618 nucleotides. RefSeq lists its product as uncharacterized. Gene Ontology annotation, biological process: alcohol metabolic process. NCBI's taxonomy places the organism in Eukaryota, Fungi, Ascomycota, Sordariomycetes, Hypocreales, Nectriaceae. The transcript is spliced from 3 exons. Bases 1 to 618 code for a protein of 205 amino acids. Gene Ontology annotation, molecular function: alcohol dehydrogenase (NADP+) activity. The record is from RefSeq and is a predicted model, not a curated record.